AUGAACAUUGAAGAGUUUAAUGAGUCACAAAAGAAAAAUCCAAACAAAAGAAUAAAACUUGAUACAUCAAAUCAAAUAAUAUCUAAUGAAGGUAUUCCAAUAAAUAAUCCAAAUUUACCAUUCUUAAAAUUAUUAAAUGGUCAAGAACCUUUAGAAAAUGUUCAACUACGUUAUAAUUUAUUUCAAAAAUCCAUUAAAAAUCAAGAUUCCAUUGCUAAAUCAAUUUUAGAAUCUGCAAAUGAUGAAAUUUUAUUAGGUAUAUUUAAUUCAAUUGCAAAUCCAAUAACACCUUUCCAAAUAGAUUGUUCCCUUUUAAUUUCAAAUUCAACCUCGUCAACAAAUAAUUCCAACUUUAAUAAUCAAUUAUCAAAUUAUUUAACCAAAAAUAAUACAAAUAAUAUUAAAGUUAUAAAAUUAAAUUCAAAAGAAUGUCAUACAAUUAAAAUUGGUUUGAAAAAAAUUGUAAAUUCAAUACUUAAUGAAAAUUUUGCAAAUCAUGAAGAUGAUUAUGAAAAAAAUAUGGUUGAUCCUGAUCAAAUUGAUAUAGAUAGUGAUGAAGAAGAAGAAUUAAAUUUUUUACAACAAAGAAAAUUAUCAUUUGAUCUUGAUGCUGUAGAAGAAUGGUGUGAACAAUCUUUUUUGAAAAAAAAUGAAUCUAUAAAUUCAACAAAUAUUAGAAUUAUAAUUAUAUUUGAAGAUACUGAUUCUUUUAAUUUAGGGCUUUUAAAUGAAUUCAUAAGAUUGAUUAAUAUUUAUACAAAUAGAAUUCCUUUUAAAUUAAUUUUUAAUAUUAAUUCAAAUUUAAAAAAUUUUACCCAAAAGAUUAAUAAUAAUUUAAUUCAUAAUUUAAAAUUUCAUGUUUUCAAAAUUGAACAAACAGAUUCUAUCUUGAAUACAAUUGUUUCCAAGAUAAUAUUAGAAGAUUCAUAUUUAAUUGGUAAUGAAUCUGUUGGAGAAUUAUUGAAAAAAUUUAAAAAUUCAAUUAGAGAUUUAAAUGAUUUUUUAAAAAAUUUAAAAUUUUUAAAAAUGAUUUUCUUUUUCAAUAAUCCAUUAUCUAUUAUAAAUUCAUUAAAUUUAUCUCAAUUGGAUAAUAAUUCAUCAAAAUAUUAUGAUGCUAUUAAAAUGUUACCAUCUUUCCAAAAUCAUAUAACAAAUUUAAUUAAUUCUUCAAAUGAUAAUUUAAAUUCUUUAAAAAUUUUAAAAUUAUUAGAAGAUAAUCAAUAUUUAAAAUCAUUUAUUUAUGAAUCAACAAAUGAUUAUAUCAAAAAUUUAAAAAUUUUAAAACUAUUUUUAAAUUUAUAA
Hansenula ciferrii is the source of this 1302-nucleotide messenger RNA. RefSeq names its product Origin recognition complex subunit 3 (gene ORC3). Gene Ontology annotation, biological process: DNA replication; DNA replication initiation. Gene Ontology annotation, cellular component: DNA replication preinitiation complex; nuclear origin of replication recognition complex; nuclear pre-replicative complex. Gene Ontology annotation, molecular function: DNA replication origin binding. Bases 1 to 1302 code for a protein of 433 amino acids. The record is from RefSeq and is a predicted model, not a curated record. The transcript is spliced from 2 exons. Lineage: Eukaryota; Fungi; Ascomycota; Saccharomycetes; Phaffomycetales; Wickerhamomycetaceae.